ACGUAAAAACGAUCAUAUAUUAUAACAUUCUCUUCCUGUUAAUUUUGUUUACUUCAUUUAAAAAAAGAAGAAGAAGAAGCAUAAACUAUAGAGCAAAAAAUGGCGGUGAAAGUGCACGCGCAGAUAAAAGCGGCAAGCCCACAAAGAGUCUUGCUUUGCUUUCUUGAAAAGGGUAUUGAAUUCGAGGUCAUUCAUGUCGAUCUCGAUACAUUCGAGCAAAAGAAACCCGAUUUCCUCCUCCGACAGCCGUUCGGACAAGUUCCAGCCAUAGAAGAUGGAGACUUGAAGCUCUUUGAAUCCCGUGCCAUCGCGAGAUACUACGCGACCAAGUACGCGGACCAGGGCACGGACCUGUUGGGAAAAACAUUGGAACAGCGAGCGGUCGUGGAUCAGUGGUCCGAAGUGGAGGCUCACUACUUCCACCCACUGGUUCUGCCCAUUGUCAUCAACAUCGUCGUCAAGCCCAAGUUCGGCGAGAAAUGCGACGACGUUUUGGUCGAAGAACUCAAGUCCAAGCUCGAGGAGGUUCUUGACAUCUACGAUGCCCGGCUCGGCUCGAACCGCUACUUCGCCGGCGAUGAAUUCUCAACGGCGGAUUUGACCCACAUGCCGGCCAUGAGGUACUUGAUGGGCGAGACCGGUUUGAGCCACAUGAUCAAGGCUCGGGUUAACGUUAACCGGUGGUGGGAAACGGUUACGGCUAGACCGGCUUGGAAGAAGCUCAUGGAGAUGGCCGCUUAUUAAUUAUUUCGAGAUUGAUUGUCUGUGAGCCAUGUGUCACUGAAUAAGAUUUCAUUAUUUUCCAAGUCAUCCGUAUUUAGUUGUUAUAUGUGGACAAUAAUUCACCAGAACGCAUUAUAUGGAAUCAAGCCAAACAUUUUAGAUA
Molecule: messenger RNA, 886 nt
Organism: Tarenaya hassleriana
Lineage: Eukaryota; Viridiplantae; Streptophyta; Magnoliopsida; Brassicales; Cleomaceae
Product: glutathione S-transferase F11-like
Exons: 3
Coding region: 100-744 (214 amino acids)
Cellular component (GO): cytoplasm
Molecular function (GO): glutathione binding; glutathione transferase activity
Source: RefSeq, a predicted model, not a curated record